Amblyraja radiata (thorny skate) is the source of this 5096-nucleotide messenger RNA. It is a transcript of the gene sf3b1, whose product is annotated as splicing factor 3b, subunit 1. The coding region runs from base 1141 to 4719 and encodes 1192 amino acids. The record is from RefSeq and is a predicted model, not a curated record. Gene Ontology annotation, molecular function: mRNA binding. Gene Ontology annotation, biological process: spliceosomal complex assembly. The transcript has 22 exons. NCBI's taxonomy places the organism in Eukaryota, Metazoa, Chordata, Chondrichthyes, Rajiformes, Rajidae.
AAAAAGAGUGAAAAACGGACAGCUGCAGGCUGGGCGGCCAUACCAUACAGGACGGCCCCUCAGGAACAAAAAAAUGAUAACAUGCCCUGUUAUUUGUUCCACUGAAAACUCACCGAUCAUUAUAUUACAUCAGAUUAAGCUUAAUCAUAGCAUUCUUCAACUUCAUAUGUCAAGAACAGUUGCAUCUUCAUUUCCACUAUUUAAACCACAUUAACAAAUUCCCACCAGAAUGAGGAGAAACUGUUUGUGCCUGAAGAACAAUUCUUCUGCAAAGAUCUGUGUUUCAAUUAGAGGUUAGGAAAAAAGAUGGCAAGUUGGAGAAAUAUUCUGGUCCUUCCAGCUCUAAUGAAAAUGUAUUCCUCUGUGUUCAUUAUUUUUAUUACAAAUCUGUAAAUUGGCUUAUCAUCCUCUGAAUUAAUUUGGAAUGGCCUUUUAGAAAUAAUUUUGAGGAUAGCAAGUUGGAUAUUAGUGAGAAAGUUGAUACUGGGAGGCAUAGAGGGCCAACUUUUUUUUCAGGCGAGUGAGGAAGAUAGGAAGUUUUAGUAUAUUUACUGUAAUUUCAGUUUAGUUAGUGAUUCAGCUUUAAUUGAGAGGUAUUGGACCUGGAGAAUGUAUAUUAUUAUCAGGGAUAGAAUCUGACAUUUUUGUAACUGUAAUUGCUCUAAAUAUGUUUGCCGGAAUUCUACGGGCCCAUACUAACUGUCCUUAAUUUCUUUCCUACAGCAGUACUGCUAUGACAGUCCUGUCUGCAUUCUUAAGGGUGCAGUGCAACAGAUCGUGUGUAGGUUAUGCUGAAAAACUAAACCAAAAGGAAGUGAAUGAGAGUGGCAGUGUGACACUGCCAGUGUAGCAUGUUUUUAGACAAACCCAAACAGCAUAAUCCCAAAUAAAAGUAUCCUGUUGAAGUAACUUUUUAUGCUUAAAUAGUUGCAUUUACCUUUAUUUUUUUAAUACAGUUAAUAUUUAGCAGGUAAAACUUGUUUUCUCCUAAAAAGUUUGCUAGAACACAUAUUGAGUGAGAUUUUAAAAACUAACACAAGGUGUGAUGUUUUGAAUUUUAAAACCCUUUCCAAAGUGUUACUAAUGGUAAAGAGAUAAUUUUCUAGGCUUCUGUUCUGCUGCUUGAAGUCAGAACUGCUGAUGGACACACGGGCCCGCCAGUGUGGAAAGACACCAGACCCUAAAUUGCAUGUCAGAACUUACAUGGAUGUUAUGCGAGAACAGCAUUUAACAAAGGAAGAGAGGGAAAUAAGACAGCAGCUAGCUGAGAAAGCUAAAGCUGGUGAACUCAAGGUAGUCAAUGGAUCAGCCCAACAACCUGCCAAGCGCAAGCGUCGUUGGGAUCAAACAGCAGAUCAAACUCCAACCACUACACCCAAGAAAGUAUCCAGCUGGGAUCAAGCAGAGACUCCUGGACACACCCCUGGACACACUCCUGGGCACACACCAGGGCAUACUCCUGGUCACACACCUGGCAACACCCCUUCUCAGAGCCGUUGGGAUGAAACCCCCGGUCGAUCAAAGGGCAGUGAGACUCCUGGUGCAACCCCAAGCUCAAGAAUGUGGGAACCAACUCCCAGUCACACACCCGCAGGGGCUGCUACACCUGGACGGGACACACCUGGUCAUGCCACACCAGGUCAUGGAGGCGCAACUUCCAGUGUGCGCAAGAACAGAUGGGAUGAAACUCCAAAAACGGAUAGAGAAACACCUGGACAUGGCAGUGGAUGGGCUGAGACACCACGUACAGAUCGUGGAGGUGACUCCAUUGGUGAAACUCCAACCCCAGGUGCAAGCAAAAGAAAAUCUCGUUGGGAUGAAACACCAGCUAGUCAGAUGGGUGGUAGUACUCCGUUGCUUACACCUAGUGGAAUCACACCAAAAGGCACACCAGCAAUGGCUAUGGCAACGCCAACACCAGGUCACUUGAUGAGCAUGACACCUGAACAACUGCAGGCUUGGCGUUGGGAACGUGAAAUUGAUGAAAGGAAUCGUCCACUUACAGAUGAAGAACUGGAUGCAAUGUUCCCUGAAGGCUAUAAGGUCCUUCCACCUCCAGCUGGUUAUGUCCCAAUUCGAACACCUGCUCGUAAACUGACUGCAACUCCAACACCACUUGGAGGCCUAACUGGUUUCCACAUGCAGUCUGAAGACCGUUCAGCAAAGAACAUGAAUGAUCAGCCCUCUGGUAAUCUUCCAUUCCUGAAGCCAGAUGACAUCCAGUACUUUGAUAAAUUGUUGGUUGAAGUUGAUGAAUCUACCCUGAGUCCAGAAGAGCAAAAAGAAAGAAAGAUAAUGAAGUUGCUUUUGAAGAUAAAGAAUGGCACUCCUCCAAUGAGGAAGGCUGCUUUACGUCAAAUAACUGAUAAAGCCAGGGAAUUUGGAGCUGGUCCCCUGUUCAAUCAGAUUCUUCCACUGCUGAUGUCCCCGACGCUUGAAGACCAAGAGCGCCACUUGCUGGUUAAAGUUAUUGACCGAAUCCUCUACAAGUUAGACGAUUUAGUCCGCCCAUACGUCCACAAGAUUCUUGUGGUUAUUGAGCCAUUGUUGAUUGAUGAAGACUAUUAUGCAAGAGUGGAAGGCAGAGAAAUCAUCUCUAACUUAGCAAAGGCUGCAGGUCUUGCCACCAUGAUUUCUACUAUGCGUCCUGAUAUUGAUAACAUGGAUGAAUAUGUAAGAAACACAACAGCUCGAGCCUUUGCCGUUGUUGCUUCUGCUCUGGGUAUUCCAUCACUGUUGCCCUUCCUUAAAGCUGUGUGUAAAAGCAAAAAAUCAUGGCAAGCUCGGCACACAGGAAUCAAAAUUGUGCAGCAGAUUGCCAUCCUUAUGGGUUGUGCCAUCUUGCCUCAUUUGAGGAGCUUGGUUGAGAUUAUUGAACACGGUCUGGUUGAUGAGCAGCAGAAAGUACGAACCAUCAGUGCUCUGGCUAUUGCUGCCUUGGCUGAAGCUGCAACUCCAUAUGGUAUUGAGUCAUUUGACUCUGUUCUGAAACCAUUGUGGAAAGGUAUUCGACAGCACAGAGGCAAAGGUUUGGCUGCCUUUUUAAAGGCUAUUGGUUACCUGAUUCCCCUUAUGGAUGCUGAGUAUGCUAACUACUAUACACGUGAAGUGAUGUUGAUCCUUAUCCGAGAGUUUCAGUCUCCUGAUGAAGAAAUGAAGAAAAUUGUGCUCAAGGUGGUGAAACAAUGUUGUGGAACGGAUGGUGUGGAAGCCAACUACAUCAAAACUGAAAUCCUUCCUCCAUUCUUCAAGCACUUUUGGCAACAUCGAAUGGCUUUGGACAGGAGAAACUACAGACAGCUGGUAGAUACCACCGUGGAGCUUGCAAAUAAGGUCGGAGCAGCAGAAAUUAUCUCCAGGAUUGUUGAUGACUUAAAAGAUGAAGCUGAGCAAUACAGAAAAAUGGUGAUGGAAACCAUUGAAAAGAUCAUGGGUAACUUGGGAGCUGCAGAUAUUGAUCACAAAUUAGAAGAACAGCUCAUUGAUGGCAUAUUGUAUGCAUUCCAGGAACAGACAACAGAGGAUUCUGUAAUGUUGAAUGGUUUUGGUACAGUGGUAAAUGCAUUGGGUAAGCGUGUAAAGCCCUAUUUACCACAAAUUUGUGGAACGGUAUUGUGGCGCCUGAACAAUAAAUCCGCCAAAGUGCGACAGCAAGCUGCAGAUCUAAUCUCUCGGAUUGCAGUUGUCAUGAAGACCUGUCAAGAGGAAAAACUGAUGGGCCACUUGGGUGUGGUUCUAUAUGAAUACCUGGGUGAAGAGUAUCCGGAAGUUUUGGGUAGUAUUUUGGGAGCGCUAAAAGCCAUUGUAAAUGUUAUAGGUAUGCAUAAAAUGACUCCACCCAUUAAGGACUUGCUUCCACGACUUACUCCAAUUCUGAAGAACAGGCAUGAAAAGGUUCAGGAGAACUGCAUUGACCUGGUUGGGCGAAUUGCAGAUAGGGGCGCAGAGUAUGUGUCAGCUCGUGAAUGGAUGCGAAUCUGCUUUGAAUUGUUAGAACUUUUGAAGGCGCACAAAAAAGCCAUCAGAAGAGCAACAGUAAACACUUUUGGCUACAUUGCAAAGGCUAUUGGUCCACAUGAUGUACUGGCCACGCUGUUGAAUAACUUGAAGGUUCAAGAACGUCAGAACAGGGUCUGUACCACAGUAGCUAUUGCUAUUGUGGCAGAAACAUGUUCCCCAUUCACGGUGCUUCCUGCGUUGAUGAAUGAGUAUAGAGUUCCUGAGCUGAAUGUGCAAAAUGGUGUGCUUAAAUCUCUUUCAUUCUUAUUUGAGUAUAUAGGCGAAAUGGGAAAAGAUUAUAUUUAUGCAGUUACACCAUUGCUUGAAGAUGCUUUAAUGGACAGAGACCUGGUUCAUAGACAGACAGCUAGUGCAGUUGUGCAGCACAUGUCCCUGGGAGUAUAUGGAUUUGGCUGUGAAGAUGCUCUAAAUCACUUGCUAAAUUAUGUAUGGCCAAAUGUGUUUGAGACAUCACCACAUGUUAUCCAGGCAGUAAUGGGGGCAUUGGAGGGUCUAAGGGUUGCAUUAGGACCUUGCAGAAUGCUACAAUAUUGUUUACAGGGCUUGUUCCAUCCAGCCAGAAAAGUACGUGAUGUAUACUGGAAGAUCUACAACUCGAUAUACAUUGGUUCACAGGAUGCCCUAAUUGCACAUUACCCAAGGAUCUUUAAUGAUGACAAAAAUACACAUGUCCGCUAUGAACUGGACUACAUCUUGUAAAGCAAGUUAUUCUUUGCAUUGUCUUUGUUGCCUGCUAUCUUGCUGCAUUGUAAUUGCCCUUGGCUACCCAAUCUUAUGCUGUGCUACAGAUGUGACGUGAUGACGGUCUGAAAUAAAAACAUUGAUCAUCUAAUAAAAAACAUUGAUCAUCUUGUUGGAACGGAUUGUAAAAGUAGUAAGUGAAUAGGGCUAGUAGUACAAUUUUAUUUUUAAUGGGACUUAAAAGCUGUAAAUUUUGUCUCAUUACUUGUUGUUAAAUAGCUAAAUCUUAUCGUGACCAGCAAGAUGAUGAACAUUCAAUUCACAGUUCAUUUGGAUUUGUCUUUAUUGAGAUUUAGAUUUCAUUCCUUGUGUUGACAGGUUGUUUCUUAAAAAAA